AUGGUCUUUAAUUUUAUUUACUCGAUACCUCAGCUUUUUCGUUUUGUUCCAUGCCCGCGGCAUAGACUGCCACAUUUUUCCGUCAAAUCGAAUACUGUUGGAAUGAGUCUUGUGAAAUUCAAAAUCAAAGAUCUGCAUCCAAUUGGAAAGUUGUCUUUAAACGUUCUUCAUUUUAUGGGUAUGCUAUACAGCAAUACAUUUGAAAGGAGUGGUGAGAUUUGGCAAGAAAUAAAUAAUCUUACACUUAUCAACGUUAUACUGAAAUUCACUGGUCCUUUACAUGAAGAACGAUUAACAAUUUUGAUUCUUAGCAUACAGGUUUUAUGUUCAUUUUUGGCAUUUUUUAUUCGAUUUGGUGUUGCUUUAUUGUUGUUUGACGUUGUCGCUUAA
Dracunculus medinensis (Guinea worm) is the source of this 390-nucleotide messenger RNA. NCBI's taxonomy places the organism in Eukaryota, Metazoa, Nematoda, Chromadorea, Rhabditida, Dracunculidae. The record is from the annotation of a GenBank genome assembly.